This is a messenger RNA of Plasmodium yoelii, 879 nucleotides long. RefSeq lists its product as uncharacterized. NCBI's taxonomy places the organism in Eukaryota, Apicomplexa, Aconoidasida, Haemosporida, Plasmodiidae. The transcript is spliced from 6 exons. The record is from RefSeq and is a predicted model, not a curated record. The coding region runs from base 1 to 879 and encodes 292 amino acids.
AUGAAUAAAUUUUAUGUUCAAAUAGCUUUAUUUAUUUUAACAAUCUCUCUAUAUGUGGAUAAUAAAACCCUUGCAGCUGAGCCUCCUCCAGGAGAAGAUACACCGCUCGAAUCAACACCCGAAUCACCACUCGAGUUAACACGUCAUUAUCUUACUUCAGAAGAAAUAUAUGAAAAAAACAAACACCUAUUAUGUGCAAAUCCCGAAGAAACUACACAAGUGAUCAAACUUAUGCAUGAAGCUAUAAGACAUUUAGAGUAUCAUGUUACAAGUAAAUAUGAUUAUAAAUUCUACACACAAUAUCAUCCUUGCCGUAUGAUUUUUUAUCAAAAACAAUAUGGAGAAUAUACAAAAGUUAGAAAAAUUGAAUAUAUAAAUGAUGAUCGAAAUAAGUAUAAUGAAAUAGUAAAAGAGUUAUGGGAUCCUGACCAUAUCAAUUUUUUUUAUAAAGGCUCAGCUGAAAGAAAAAUUGUCCGUGUAUACAAUCAAGAUUUAGUAAUGAUACAACAACGCUCUAAAAAUCAGUGCGAGCCCUAUCAGAAAUAUUUUUAUGCUUUAGCUGCAAAGGCUGAAAUAUCAGAAGAUGCAACUGUAAUUGCCAUGACUUCAGCAAAUAUAAAUGAUCACCACCCUACCAAUAAAAAAUAUAAAAACGCACUUAUAGAAAACGCAAAUUUAUUCAAAACUGAAAUUGAUUCUGAAGAUGAUAUUAGAAAUGGAACAAUAAACAAAACAUAUGUUAACUUAAUUGGAUACCUCAUUAAAAAAAAAAACAAUUGUGUUAAUAUCACCUAUAUAGAAUCUAUUGCUCACCAUAUUCCCAGCUACCUAAAACGCAUGAUUAGAAAAGUUUCAAAUUGUUUUUCCCUUCAUAAAUAA